AUGAACGCGAAAUACCUUGUGCACCAGAUGACUGAUUACCUUGUGCCUUUCUACGAUUCCCAAAUCGAAGUUACUGUCACUAAACAAGCAACAAUUGUUGAUCAUUGGAUUCUACAAACUAUGCACACACGUCGUCGUAGACUCCACAAGCUCCUUAUCGAGAUUUCAUUCCCCAGAGACUUUCUCAUUGACCCUAAUAACACGUUCGUUGGUAUUGGAGUUGAGGGAGAUGCUGAGAAGUUGUUAUGUGAUCACGGGUUGUACGUGGCGAAUACUGUUGAUUUAAACAAACUGGCAUUGUUGACGUAUGAUGAAGAAAUCUAUGGAAAAAUGGAUUUGAAGCGAAUGGCGAAAGCAGUACUUGGGAAAGUUAUGAUGGAGAAGCAACUGAAUAAUGUUUUGAGUUGGAAUGCAGAGGAUUUGUGCUAUGAACAAGUUGAAUAUGGUGCUAUUGAUGAUUUUACGUCGUUUGAGAUAGGAAAAGAAUUGUUUAAUAUACUGUCGGACAGAGAUAGCCGUCGUGUUAAGUUUGGAAAAUUGAGUAGUCAUCAUCAACCAUGGCUGCUGCUAAAAGAGACAUUGAGGUUGCAAAAUCUUGCUCUUGGAAAAGGGGUCAAAGGACUGAUAAGAACAGUUUAUUAG
Messenger RNA from Nicotiana attenuata, 642 nucleotides. RefSeq lists its product as uncharacterized. Gene Ontology annotation, cellular component: cytoplasm; nucleus. The transcript is spliced from 2 exons. Lineage: Eukaryota; Viridiplantae; Streptophyta; Magnoliopsida; Solanales; Solanaceae. Gene Ontology annotation, molecular function: 3'-5' exonuclease activity; nucleic acid binding. Gene Ontology annotation, biological process: nucleobase-containing compound metabolic process. The record is from RefSeq and is a predicted model, not a curated record. Bases 1 to 642 code for a protein of 213 amino acids.